Acanthosepion pharaonis is the source of this 1722-nucleotide messenger RNA. NCBI's taxonomy places the organism in Eukaryota, Metazoa, Mollusca, Cephalopoda, Sepiida, Sepiidae. The record is from the annotation of a GenBank genome assembly.
AUGUCCUUUCUUUCUUUCUUUCUUUCUUUCUUUCUUUCUUUCUUUCUUUCUUUCUUUCGUUUUAUUUUGUUUCUUGCUUUCAACCUGUCUGUUCCUUUUCUUUCUUUCUUUCUUUCUUUCUUUCUUUCUUUCUUUCUUUCUUUCUUUCUCUUUCGUUUUAUUUGUUUCUUGCUUUCAACCCUGUCUGUUUCCUUUUCUUUCUUUCUUUCUUUCUUUCUUUCUUUCUUUCGUUUUAUUUUGUUUCUUGCUUUCAACCUGUCUGUUCCUUUUUCUUUCUUUCUUUCUUUCUUUCUAGUUUUUCUUUCUUUCUUUCUUUCUUUCUUUCUUUCAUUUUAUUUUGUUUCUUGCUUUCAACCUGUCUGUUCCUUUUCUUUCUUUCUUUCUUUCUUUCUUUCUUUCUUUCGUUUUAUUUUGUUUCUUGCUUUCAACCUGUCUGUUCCUUUUCUUUCUUUCUUUCUUUCUUUCUUUCUUUCUUUCUUUCUUUCUUUCUUUCGUUUUAUUUUGUUUCUUGCUUUCAACCUGUCUGUUCCUUUUCUUUCUUUCUUUCUUUCUUUCUUUCUUUCUUUCUUUCUUUCUUUCUUUCUGUUUUAUUUUGUUUCUUGCUUUCAACCUGUCUGUUCCUUUUCUUUCUUUCUUUCUUUCUUUCUUUCUUCAAACUCCUUUUCAUCGAGCUACUAUCUUUGUUUAUUGUUUCUUUCCAUUUUCUUUUUAAUUUCGUUUUCUCUUUAUUCUCUUCCACCCUCCUUAUUUGACAUAUUUUUAUUUACAUUCUUUCUUUCUUUCGUUUCGUUUCGUUCUUUCUUUCUUUCUUUCAUUUAUUCCCGCAUUCUGAUCUUUCUUUCUUGCUUGCUUUUUUAUCUCUUUUUUCUUUCUUUCUUUUCAACCUUAAUUCUUCUUUAUUAUUCCCUUUUUUAUUAUUUUCCUCUUUUAAAUUUAUUCCUGAUCCCUGUUCUUUCUUUCUUUUUUCUUUCUUUCUUUCUUUCUUUCUUCAAACUCCUUUUCAUCGAGCUACUAUCUUUCGAUAUCCGCCAUUCUUUCUUUCUUUCUUUCUUUCUUUCUUUCUUUCUUUCUUUCACCUUUUAUUUUGAUUUUUUUUAUCGCCAAAUCGGCUUUUUCGCUUUCUUUUCGGGCUUUCUUUCUUAUUUGCUUUUGUGUUCAAACCCUCUCUUUCCUAUUCCCAAAGUUCAUCGAUCUUUUUACUCUUUGACAAGACCCUUCUCUGCCUUUCCUCCCUUGGUCGCAAACUGUAAGCAACGGAUGCAACGUGUUCUCUACCCUCACCCACGGUUGUUCACCUCGGAUGUUGAUUCUAUCUAUCUAUCUAUCUAUCUAUCUAUCUAUCUAUCUAUCUAUUGUAGUUUAUUCUCUCUCUUUUCUUCUAUUCAUAUCUAUCUAUCUAUCUAUCUAUCUAUCUAUCUAUCUAUCUCAUUCUAUUCAUAUCUAUCUAUGUAUCACAGACUGUUCAUAGCUAUCUAUCUAUCUCAUUCUGUUCAUAUCUAUUUAUCACAGUCUGUUCAUAUCUAUCUAUCUAUCUAUCUAUCUAUCUAUCUAUCUAUCUAUCUAUCUCAGUCUCUUCAUAACUACUUAUCUAUCUUUUUUGUCUGUCUAUCUUUUCAUUAUCUAUCUAUCGCAGUGUGUUCAGAUCUGUCACAGUUUUCCAUAUCUAUCUAUCACUGUUUGCCAUAUCUAUCUAUCUAUCUAUCUAUCUAUCUAUCUAUAUAA